AACCGCGCGCUGGCACUACAGAGACAUACUCGCCGUGCCAGUCAAACCGCUAGGUAACAGCAGCCUCUGUGCUCUCAAAGCACAAGAGUAUAGCAUCAAUGCAACCACUGCGAGCUAGUCUGCUCAGUGCAAUUUGGGGGAAGUAUAGAAAGGAAGUAAGAUGGCUGGUGGAUUGAGAAAUAUCACACUACAGCACCUUCAACUACAACCAUCAAUACAGUUUUCAAAAACUCUUCAGUACCGACUCAGCAGCAAGAACAAAGCUUUUUUUUACCUACAACAAUCAACAACCAACUUUUCACUAUCAUCACCAUGCAGUUCACCACCAUCCUCGCCGCGACCCUCUUCGCCAUCUCCACCUCGGCAGCAACCCUCGCCACGCGUGCCCCCAUCGAAGCCCGCACCGUAGGCUUCAGCCACUCGAAGCGCGCCUUUGAGCUCACUGCUGAGAUUGCCGCCAUGGAGAAGCGAGGCCAGUCUGCUGCUUGUACUAUCUGCACGUUUGGGUGCGGUACCGGCGGCGAUCUUGAGGCGUGUGAUUGCUGUGCUGAGGGGGGUGCCUGCAGAGAUGAUGGAAGCUGCAACAUCUAAACGGAUUUUUUUGACAGGUUGGACUUGGGAUUCACCUUUGGGGAGGGGGGGUUAGUUUGGGGAUUCGCAUAGUUUACCGUGGUGUGGUUGGUCCUUGUUAGGGGAGAGCAUUAGAGGUUUUGCUGGUCUUUGUCUCUGGGGGUUUCUCUGCUUCAGGACGAGCUAUUGAAAAUUCAAUAUGAGUCAAGUUCUCUGUUG
Molecule: messenger RNA, 789 nt
Organism: Bipolaris maydis ATCC 48331
Lineage: Eukaryota; Fungi; Ascomycota; Dothideomycetes; Pleosporales; Pleosporaceae
Source: RefSeq, a predicted model, not a curated record